This is a messenger RNA of Salmo salar (Atlantic salmon), 525 nucleotides long. Its product is annotated as ankyrin repeat and BTB/POZ domain-containing protein 2-like. Gene Ontology annotation, molecular function: protein binding. NCBI's taxonomy places the organism in Eukaryota, Metazoa, Chordata, Actinopteri, Salmoniformes, Salmonidae. The record is from RefSeq and is a predicted model, not a curated record.
AUGGAGAGCAGGGAGGAUGCCUAUGCCCACCUGGAGCUACGCACCUUGGAACAGUCCCUGCAUUCCGAAAGUGUCCCCUGGAAGCUCCACGUGUGGCUGGAGUCCCUCCAUGUAGCCCAGCAGCUGUCCAGGGAUGAGGUGACCCUCUCUCUCCUCAGAGACUUCACCACUAUCAGGCCACAGGACUACUGCCAGGAGCUGGUCUCGCCCGCCCUACCUCUCUUGUGUAACAGGCUUGCAACCAGCAAGGACUAUGCCAUAACCAAGAGACUGUCAGCCAUCUUCUCUCACUGUUACGGCUCAGCUCCUACUCCCUCUGUUCCUCAGAUGGACCUCACUCUCUCCACGCAGCUAGAUGCUCAUUUCCUGAACAACCCAGAGAUGUCUGACGUAAUGUUGUUAGUGGAAGGCCGUCCCUUCUACUCCCACAGGGUCCUCCUCAUGUCUGCCUCCAAAAGGUUUCGGUCCCUGCUGAGUUUCUGUGGGUCCGACACCAGCACCAUACACAUCUCUGACAUCACAUAG